AUGGGCAGCGGGGCAAGUAAUCAGGUUAGAUCUAAAUCGGAGCGUACAACAAAAGUUGAAAACUUGUGUUCUCCAAGUCUUUCUCAACUUUCUGAUAACCAGAACCAUAGUAGAUUUAAAUCUUCUACAAAAGAAUUCACAUUGUUUACUGCAAAUAGAAGUGUUGCCAACAGCCAGAGUGACAUUGUGACUCAUCUAAACCAAAAACCAUGUAUAAACCGGAAGUCUCAGUUAAGAAUUGAACCACCACAACCACUAUAUGGUCACAGAAACAGUGUGGGAGAUACAGAAGUAACAGUUGACAAGGUAUCAACUCAAGAACUUCAUCGGAAAAUACAUGAGCUUGAAUUAGCUCUUGCAGUAUCAGAUAGUCAAAGAUUAGACUUACAAGAUCAGUUACAGGCUCUAGAAGAAAGGGCCUCUAAGAAAACAGACAAGAAUGCACCCACACCACCAGACACUUCCAGAGCUUUGUAUGAGACUCUGAAUGCUAAAGAUCAGCAUAUUAAACAACUUGAAACAGAACUCAAAAAUGCACAGACGGAUUUUCAGAAAAAGACUAACAAGUUGAAAAAACACAUUCGAGCACUAACAAAGCAAAUUUUUGAACUACGUCAUGAAGCUUUGAUAUCUCAAAUGGAGCUUAAGACACAGCCAUUUGAGUCAUCUGAAAACCAGAAAUCCAAGACUACCUCAUCUGGUGAGAUCAAAGAAAUAUCGGUUUUGAGACCUGAAUCAAGCAUUGGCCAUACUAAAAUUAUUAUAGAGCUCUCUAGUCAGAUCUCUGAACAAGGAGAACAGAUUGCCAGUCUAAAGACUGAAGUGUCUGAGAAAAAUCAAAGAAUUGAACAUCUAGAAGCUGUAGUCAGAGAGAUGAGAAAGACUUCCGCUGUUAAUCCUACACCACUGUGUUCUGAACACUUUAAUAGAGACAUUAUUAACACUGAGAUAAUUACUUCUACAGUCGAUGAGAAAUAUAGAAAUUAUUUUAGUCAUCCAACACAGAAAUCACAUUUUCAGUCUGCUGAUGUAAUGUCAGCCUACACAAACAAUGAUAACGGUCCUCUAGCAGAUUCUCAUCUCAGAUCCAGGUUUAGGUGUCAGACUACAUCUUUGUCAGAUUCAGAUUCAGACUGGGAUGAAGGGCUCUGUUUGUCUCAAGGUAACAGGCACAGUGCUCCAGUUUGCAGCAGAAAUAAAAGUCACAAAAGUGAUUUGUCCAUACAUCAAACCAGCAGUAUUAGAGGUAAACCAGAAGGGAACCUGCAAACUGGGGAUAAUUACUUGAGCAAUUCGUUGGCAGUAUUAAAUACUGCUGCUUCAAAUAAUAUAUUUGAAGCUAAAGAACAAUUAUGA
Candidula unifasciata is the source of this 1356-nucleotide messenger RNA. Lineage: Eukaryota; Metazoa; Mollusca; Gastropoda; Stylommatophora; Geomitridae. The record is from the annotation of a GenBank genome assembly.